AUGCGUCUAGGCUUCAUAUUUUUCGUGCUUGUGGCUUUACAUAUCGCGUCUAUAAGUGCAACGACGCAACGAACAUUUAAACCGAUUCUCGAUUCGAUCCCGGAGGACAAGGUGCUAGAAACAAAAAAAACGGGGCGGGUUAAAGCGUUUGCUGAAAUACUUAGCAAAUUGCGUUCCUCUAUUGCAGGUCGCUAUGAUAGCGAUUUUCGUCACACCUCAGAAGUUCAAAAAUUGCUGGAUUCCAGUAAAAGCGCAAAAAAAUGGAGCCUCGGUGGUCUCACAGCCAGGUUAAAGUCUAUGAGGUUCAAGUUAAAGUAA
Plasmopara halstedii is the source of this 318-nucleotide messenger RNA. Its product is annotated as RxLR-like protein. The transcript has a single exon. The record is from RefSeq and is a predicted model, not a curated record. Bases 1 to 318 code for a protein of 105 amino acids. Lineage: Eukaryota; Oomycota; Peronosporomycetes; Peronosporales; Peronosporaceae.